Otolemur garnettii (small-eared galago) is the source of this 1566-nucleotide messenger RNA. It is a transcript of the gene SLC38A6, whose product is annotated as solute carrier family 38 member 6. The record is from RefSeq and is a predicted model, not a curated record. Gene Ontology annotation, biological process: L-glutamine transport; amino acid transmembrane transport. Gene Ontology annotation, molecular function: L-glutamine transmembrane transporter activity. NCBI's taxonomy places the organism in Eukaryota, Metazoa, Chordata, Mammalia, Primates, Galagidae. The transcript is spliced from 16 exons. The coding region runs from base 150 to 1532 and encodes 460 amino acids.
CGACGCAGCCCUCUGUCUUCCCGCCCCGCCGAGCCACGGGAACCCGGAAAGGCCGGGCAGAUGGCUCCGCCUCUGGCGCGACUUACGAUGGGAUCGCGGGGCAGGGAUAGGGGCCAGCAGAUGGACCUGGUAGUCAGCAACAGAGCGGCAUGGAGACGUCCCGGGGGAGCACCAGCGCGGAGCCGAGCUGGUACGUCUCGGUCCAGCAGCCUGAAGACGCGGAGGCGGAGGCGGAGGCGGGAGAGUUGAGUCCGUUGCUAAGCAACGAACUUCACAGACAGGGAUCUUCAGGUGUUUCAUUUGGUUUCUCAGUGUUUAAUUUGAUGAACGCCAUCAUGGGAAGUGGCAUCCUUGGCUUAGCAUAUGUUAUGGCUAAUACUGGUAUCCUUGGAUUUAGUUUCUUGCUGCUGAUAGUUGCUCUCCUGGCUUCUUACUCAGUCCAUCUUCUGCUUAGUAUGUGUAUUCAGACUGCUGUAACAUCUUAUGAAGAUCUUGGCCUCUUUGCAUUUGGAUUACCUGGAAAGGUGGUGGUGGCAGGCAUCAUAAUAAUUCAGAAUAUUGGAGCUAUGUCAUCUUAUCUUUUAAUUAUUAAAAGAGAGCUUCCUGCUGCUAUCUCAGAAUUUCUAACUGGGGACUACACUGGGUCUUGGUACCUUGAUGGACCAACGCUCCUAAUAAUUAUUUGUGUUGGUGUCGUCUUCCCUCUUGCACUUCUUCCCAAAAUCGGCUUUCUUGGCUACACAAGUAGUUUAUCAUUUUUCUUUAUGGUGUUCUUUGCUCUUGUGAUAAUAAUUAAAAAAUGGUCCAUCCCUUGUCCACUGGCAUCAAAUCACUUAAAGGAAUGCUUCCAGAUUCCAAAUGCUACAGAUGAUUGUAAACCAGAGCUCUUUCAUUUCUCCAAAGAGAGUGCUUACGCCAUACCAACCAUGGCUUUUUCCUUUCUCUGUCAUACCUCAGUCUUACCCAUAUACUGUGAACUUCAAAGCCCUUCAAAGAAAAGAAUGCAAAAUGUAACCAAUACAGCCAUUGCUUUAAGUUUUCUCAUUUAUUUUAUAUCUGCGCUCUUUGGGUACCUUACUUUUUAUGACAAAGUGGAGUCAGAAUUACUCCAAGGUUAUAGUAAGUACUUGCCACACGAUGUUGUCAUCAUGACUGUGAAGCUGGGCAUCCUAUUCGCUGUGCUUCUGACAGUCCCGCUAAUCCACUUCCCAGCCAGGAAAGCUUUAAUGAUGAUACUUUUUUCCAAUUCCCCAUUCUCAUGGAUUCGCCAUUCUUUGAUCACUCUAGCACUCAAUGUUGUCAUCGUUUUACUUGCAAUAUAUGUUCCUGACAUUAGAAAUGUAUUUGGUGUAGUUGGUGCCAGUACAUCAACGUGUUUGAUUUUUAUAUUCCCAGGAUUAUUUUAUCUUAAACUUAGCAGAGAAGAUUUUCUCUCAUGGAAAAAGUUUGGGGCAUUCCUUCUGCUCAUCUUUGGAAUUUUGGUUGGGAAUUUUAGUUUAGCACUCAUCAUUUUUGAUUGGAUUAACAAAUGAAAGAAAUACUUUUCUACUUUUUAUAAAAAAUAAU